This is a messenger RNA of Pygocentrus nattereri (red-bellied piranha), 1896 nucleotides long. RefSeq names its product tripartite motif-containing protein 16-like. The record is from RefSeq and is a predicted model, not a curated record. Lineage: Eukaryota; Metazoa; Chordata; Actinopteri; Characiformes; Serrasalmidae. The transcript has 7 exons. Gene Ontology annotation, molecular function: protein binding; zinc ion binding. Bases 76 to 1713 code for a protein of 545 amino acids.
UUUCGAGUUCAUGUAAACGAAGCUCCGCUCUGCUCAGCUCUGAUCUGCUGGUGUUCACAGAGCAGGUUUGCUAUAAUGGCAGAAGCCAGAAUUCCAACACUUGGGGACCAGUUCAACUGUCCAGUCUGUCUGGAUCAGCUGAAGGACCCAGUGACCACAGCCUGUGGUCAUAGUUUCUGCUUGGUGUGCAUCAACAGCUGCUGGGAUGAAGAACGGCAGAGUGGAUUCUAUCGAUGCCCCCAGUGCAGACACACCUUUACGCGAAGGCCCGUCUUAAAGAAGAACGUGUUGUUUGCCGAAAUGGUGGAGAAACUGAAGGUGACAUCAAUCCAAACCGGCUCUAUCGGAGGCGCGGAGUGCGACUUCUGCACAGGGUUAAAGCAGAAAGCCGCGAAGUCCUGCCUGGUCUGUCUGGCCUCUUACUGUGAGACUCACCUCCAGCCUCACUACGUAUCUCCAGCCUUUAAGAGCCACAAGCUGGUCCGAGCCUCUGCACGACUCCAGGACCACGUCUGUUCUCGCCAUCAGAAGCCCCUGGACGUUUACUGCCGCACUGACCAGCUCUGCAUCUGCUUUCUGUGCACGAUGGAGGAACACAGCGGUCACCUGACGGCACCUGCUGAGGCAGAAAGGAUGGAGAAACAGAAGGAGCUGAAGGAGACUCAGAGGAAGUCCCAGCAGAUGAUCCAGCAGAAAGAGAAGGAGCUUCAGAAGCUGAGGAGAGCUGUGGAGUCUCACAAGCGAUCUGCUCAGGCCGCACUGGAGGACAGCAAGAUGGUCUUCAGCGAACUGAUCCGUCUGGUUGAGAGGAAGCGCUCCGAGGUGACGGCGCUGAUUAGAGCCCAGGAGAAGGAGGUGGUGAGGAGAACUGAAGGAAUCCUGAAGCGAGUGGAGCAGGAGGUCUCUGAGCUGAGGAAAAGAGAUGCUCAGCUGAAGGAGCUCUCGCUAGCCGAGGACCACACACAGUUCCUGCAGAGCUUCCGUUCCCUCUCGGCUGCUCCCGCAUCCAUACACACCGUCACCCGGACUCCGCACACCACCUUCAUGGACGUAGCCCAAACGGUGAUGGAGCUGAAGAAGAAACUGGAGGAGUUCUGCAGGGAGGAGACGGAGAACGUGUCCAGGAGAGUCACUCAGGUCCAAAUCCUUGAGCCCAUCACAAGAAAGGAAUUCCUAGACUAUUCCUGCCAGCUGACUCUGGAUUCCAACACGGCUAACAGCGUCCUGCGUCUGUCUGAGGGAAACAGAGCGGCGUCCUGGGAUGAUUUAUUCCAGUUUUAUCCCGAUCACCCCGACAGGUUUGAUGCCUGGGCUCAGGUGCUGUGUAGAGAGAAUGUUUGCGGAGGCGGUUACUGGGAGGUGGAAUGGAGCGGCAGCGACGGAGUCGGAGUAGCCGUGUCCUACAGAGGCAUCAGCAGGAAGAUUGAUUACGAGUGCGUGUUUGGAUGCAAUGAUCAGUCCUGGAGUUUAUCCUGCUUCCCAUCUGGCUACUCCUUCUGGCACGACAGCCAAGAAACUACAAUUCCUAGAGUGCCCUGCUCUUCCAGAAUAGGAAUCUACGUUGAUCACAAGGCAGGAACUCUGAGCUUUUACAGCAUUUCUGACUCAAUGACCCUCAUUUACAGAGUCCAGACAACGUUCACUCAGCCGCUCUACCCUGGAUUCUGGCUUGGGGAAGGAUCCAAAGUGACCUUAGGGCCAUUUUCUGGAUGAAUUGAAAUGGACUGACCGCACAAUACGCUGUCCAAAAGUAAUAACACCCUUCAUUUACCAACUUUUGGACAUUAAGGGCUGGUUUGAUUGACAUGAAUUAAUCUUAGUCUUGGACUAAACAGCAGUGGCUUUGUUUUUUCACCAUUAAAAAUCCCAUUCAGGCCCCAUUCAGCUUAAUCUGGA